This is a messenger RNA of Mercenaria mercenaria, 5433 nucleotides long. Its product is annotated as nicalin-like. Bases 34 to 1779 code for a protein of 581 amino acids. Gene Ontology annotation, biological process: regulation of signal transduction. Lineage: Eukaryota; Metazoa; Mollusca; Bivalvia; Venerida; Veneridae. Gene Ontology annotation, cellular component: endoplasmic reticulum membrane. The record is from RefSeq and is a predicted model, not a curated record. The transcript has 13 exons.
CCUUAAUACUCGUACAGCCUCGUUACAAAUUGCAUGCGAAUUUGUUCAAUAAUUUUAAUUUUUCCUGAACCAUUUAUUCGGGAUUCACGAUCAAACUGCACAAUGGAAGGCAUAGGAGAAAUAUUUGAGAUGUUCAAGAACUGUUUUCCCUUGUCAUUUCUGUUUUUUAUACCGAUCUUCAUCAUUAUAUCGCCCGUGUCACCGGUGAACGCUGCACACGAAUUUGCCAUUUACAGGAUGCAACAGUUUGAUCAUUACGAUAUGAAAAUAGGAAGCAAGAUGUCUUUGAUAAACAUGGAAGCAAGACCACUGGAUGCAAAAAUGGUGACAAGAAGAUGUAUUUUAGCAAGGUUAAAAGAAGUAACAGGAGCAAAAUAUAGGGAGCUGAUAGAACAGAAGGCAGGAGGGUUGCUUAUACUUCUCCCACACAACUUAUCUACUAUGACUGCUGACACAAAACAGCACUUGCAGUCAUUAGAACAGGAGUUGCUGUCGACAGAGGACAGCAGCGUACCAGUAUAUUUUGCAUGGGAGACUGAAAAGUUACGGGAUGUUUAUGAAGGUGUAACUGGUGGGUCUGGGGAUGAUGCUGCCACUGCAGUUGAAGCUUUGUUCAGUUCUGCAUCAGCCAAUGGGUUCCAGAUGGUUAUGGCAGGAUCACAGGCAAAGGCCCUCACAGACUUUCAGAUCACUAACAUACAGGGUCAUCUGUCAGGGUAUGGUAUAGAGGAACAGUUACCUACAAUUGUUGUUGUCACACACUAUGAUGCCUUUGGUAUAGCUCCUAGCUUGGCCACAGGUGCUGAUUCUAAUGGCAGUGGAGUUAUAGCUCUGCUUGAACUAGCACGACUCUUCUCUAAACUCUACACCAACUCCAGAACACAUGCAAAAUACAAUCUGGUAUUUCUGUUAUCUGGUGCUGGUAAAUUCAACUACCUAGGUUCCAAGAAAUGGAUAGAGGAUACAUUAGAAAAUGUUGAGAGUACCCUGUUCUCGGACAUAGCAUAUGUUUUGUGUCUGGACACGAUAGGUAGCGGAGACAAUCUCAGACUUCAGGUCUCCAAACCUCCAAGAGAAGAUUCUCCUGGUGGACAAUUUCUUCAGCAUUUAGAAAAAGUCACCAAAACGUUCUUCAAAGAAGUUAAUUUCCAACUGGUGCACAAAAAGAUCAAUUUAGCAGACGAACUGUUGGCCUGGGAACAUGAAAGAUUUAGCAUGAAACGACUUCCAGCAUUCACUUUGACACAUCUAGACUCACAUAAAAAUCUAGAUAGAACAACAAUCCUAGAUACCAGAGAUCGUAUAAAUGAAGAUAGUCUUGCGAGGAAUAUUCAUAUUGUAGCAGAAUCCCUGGCCAGACAUGUCUAUAAUCUUACCUCACAAGGAAAUAUACAGCUCUUCACAGAAUCUUUAGAUGUCCAGAAAGAUCUCGUAUCAGCUUGGAUGGAUCAUCUGACGUCACGUCCCAGGGCGGCACAACUCCUGCCAAAAGAUGCUAGUCUCCUCACAACACUAGAAGAAACCAUGGCUAGAUACCUGAAAGAUGUUAAAAGAUCUACAGUUAAAACUGAUAAAAGAGAUCCAGAGUUUAUAUUCUAUGAUGGUGCAGAGUACAAGAUGAGCGCAUUCAGUGUAAAACCAGCAGUAUUUGAUCUCUUUCUUGCAUUAGCAAUUGGUGGUUACCUAGCAGCUAUAUACUUCAUCAUACAGAACUUUCACAUUCUUCUUGGACUGUUUAUAAAGCUCACGAAACCUGUGAAGGCCACUAAAGUCAACUAGAAUAUCUACUGAAGUGUUUGUAGGACUGAUCAAAUUUCCUAACAUAAUUAUGUUCUUACUCCAUACAUGCUUUAAUUGUGUAGAAUCAUGUAAAAGUUACAUGUAAUGAUGUAAAACAUGCAAUGUUUUAAGGUCAUUUUUCAGUUAGGUAUCAAAAAUCUUUUCCCAUCCUUUAAACACUUAAAUCAUUCAGUCUUGCUUGUGAAGCAAACAUUACAUUUAUUAGCUGAAAUGGAUGAUUACAUUGUAUAUAUGGAACUGAAAACACAUAAGUCCCAAAUGGUGCAAUUGUGUUUCUUUACUUCGCUAUAGAAGUAUUUUUGUUACUGUCAUUAUAAUGAUAAAGUUUCAUUCAUUUUGCAUUGAGCAUCAGAUAGAAAUUCAAGUGGUAUUAAUAUAGUAAGGAAAAACCUAUUUCUAAUGUAUAAAGUAAUUUACAAAAAAAAAGAAAGUAUUUUCUUUAACAUAUCUUUGAUACUUCAUGAUUGGAAUGGUACAACUAGUGUAUAAUUUCCAUCUUGUGAAGAAUUGUUCAUUAUACUUUUAAACAUAUUUAUGCAUCAUUUAUUGCAAUAAAUCCUUGCUUUUUUUUUUUUUUUUUUAUAAAGGUAAGAAUGAAAGAGUACCCGAAAAGCCAGGCAUUAUGAUUAGGCUAUUUGCUUCUUGGCUAAAAUCUGUUGUAGAAAUUUUUCAUCUUGUUUAUAGUUUUAUACAUGUAUAAAGUUAAAAUUCUGAGAAAAAAAGCUAUUUCUCUCAUCUGCAUUUUGUUUUAUUAGUUAGGAUAUCAUACACUGUUAAAACUUUUGCUCAUGCUAUCCAUCUUCAUUGAAUGUGUAUAUAUUUCUGCUGUUCCUGUUGAUUUUCUCUUCAGUGCUCUCUGAAAGUCUGGAGACAAAUAGGGGAAAAAAACUGUUGGAACAUAGAAUAUGAGAUUUGAUCUUUUCUUUGUGGCUAAAUUAUUUAGCAGUCCUUUGCAAGAUACCCACUAUACAUUCAAAAUAUACUUGCAAAAGGAAAGUCUGAAGUUUUUAACAUGUAGGAUCAACUUGAAUAAUUUUUUGGACAAUUUAAGGCAGAUUCCUACUAUUUUGUAUAGGGAUUUACUGUUAAAGUACAUGUACAUGUAGGUGUAUGCAGUAAAGAAGUUGCAAGUUCAGAAACAUUUUUAGCUCUUCUGAAUUUUUGAGAAAAAAAAAGAUGAGUUAUUGUGAUCGGCGUCGGCAUUGGCAUUGCCUGGUUAAGUUUUAUGUUUAGGUCAGCUUUUCUCCUAAACUAUCAAGGCUAUUGCUUUAAAAACUUUCAACACUUAUUCACCAUCAAUAGCUUACUCUGCACAGCAAGAAACAUAACUCAAUCCUGCUUUUUGCAAGAAUUAUGGCCCCUUUUGGACCUAGAAAAUAUCAGAUUUCUUGGUUAAGUUUUGCGUUGACCUUUUUCUCCUUAACGGUCGAAGCUAUUGCUUUAAAACUUGGAGCAGUUAUUCGCCAUUAAAAGCUGACUCUGCACAGCAAGUACCGUAACUCUACAUUGCUUUUUGCAAGAAUUAUGGCCCCUUUUGGACUUAGAAAAUCUGUUAUGCAGAGACAAAAAAUCAGAUGAGUGUCUGCUAGAGCAAGGCAGUGCUGCUGUUAAAACUUUAUUUUAUUAUUUAAAUGAAACUUGUGUGUAUUAUUGUCAAACAAAUGCAGUUUUUGCAUUGAUCGGCUAUACUUCAUGCAGGUUUAUGUUCUAUGUAUUUGGUUCCCAUAGUUUGUAACAACAUUUUAAUUUUGCUUUUGCAAAAUUAGAAGAACACUGAUUGAAGAAAACAGUUAUUGAAUAUAUGAAUUGAACAGUAAUUGUUUUUGCUAACUUUUUCAUUAGCAGUCACAUUUCUAGUGCAAUGUUAUCAAUCCAUUGUCAAUAUUUGUUGAACUACCACAUGUCACUUGUAAAUUACUAUGUAUAGCUCACUGGAUGUUCAUUGUUUUUGUGUGCACCUUGCAGGUUUUAAGUUCAUUUUCACUGUAAAUACCCCAUGUGUUGCAAGACCAAAGAAAUCAGUGCUAGUCCAACUAAGAAGUUGCUAGAAAUCUAAGGUUGGGCAGUACUUAAAAUUGAAAAGUCUAAUAUUGAUCCGUUAUAAUGCAUAAGCAGUAGGCUCUUUGUGAAUUUUCUUGUAACAAAAAAUGAUCAAUAGUCUGUUGCAGGUGUGUAACUACAUAUUUCUCAAUUUCUCAUUCAAAACACUCAAAAAGGAGUGUAGACUGCCUUGCAUGCAAAACUUACCACUGAUCUUGAUUGUUUCACUCCGAAAAGGCAUUUAACUUUUGUGAUAAAACCUAAAACAGUAUUUUAUAUUUUGACCAUGCAUUAUAACACUUGAAUAGAGUAGUUACAAACUCAGAUAUUUCUGUAUGAUAGAAUUUAACCUUUAGCCUGCUGCCGGCAACUGAUUCUGCCUUUGUGACCAGUGCAGACCAUGAUCAGCCUGCACAUCAGAAGAAGUACAGUCAGAGCUAUUCUACUCGCCCCGGCAUAGAUGUCACAAGUUUUGCAUUUGAAGCUAUAUCUUGAAAACCAUUGCUUGUGUUGGAUUGAAAUUUUAUCGAAUUUGUCUCAAUCAUCAGAAUGUCUUUAACAUAAACAAAUUAGAUAAUUCAUGGUGGAAUCUGUUGUAGUUUAGGCAUGUUUUGACUAUGAAAGUUCUGUAAAUUUUUAUGUGGAGCGAAUAAUUAAGCUAUAUCUCAGUAACAACUGUAUGUAUUGGUUUGAGACUCCAUUCCAGGCUUCCCAGGCAUCAAUCCUACUGGAAAACUUUAAUAUAAAUUAUAGCCAUUGAUGGACUUAGAAAAUUUAGCAAAAGUUUUAAGUGCAACUAAAUAUAAUAUAAUGAUUAAGCUGUAUUUCAAAUGCACCUACAUACAUAGGAUUGAAAAUUCACACAAGAAUUCCUAGUCGAAAACGAAAACUACAUACCAAGUUAAAUAACAUUUGAUUCUUUGGCCUAAAAAUAAAACAUUGUUUUCCCUUCCAGGCUGACCCAAAAUCAGAGAUUUCUUUUAUUCUUAAAUAUUGUUUUGGGAUGAAAACAGACAGAACUGCAAAUUGUAUGAAAUUCACUUAGUUGCUUGUCAUUAUUGUCGAAAGUGUGUGAAAACAUUUCUUAUUUUUUCGUUCUAUUAAUUUGUUUGAAAAGGUAAAAAUCUGUCUAAAAACUAGAAACUGACAAAUUUUCAAAGCCCUGAUAUAAUUAUAUAGUGCGUAACAAACAUGGAUUGCCCCUCAAAAAACAAAGGAUUAUCUCCAAUGGGGUCCUUGGUAAUAUACUUUCUAAGAAUAUGUUAUACAAACCUUACAAGUAAAUAAAUUAAAUGAAAAUAAUACUAAAUACUGGAAUUUAGAAGUUAUGACACAAGAUAUUGCUUAGUCAAGUGAAGCUAUUAAAAUAUUUUCUAGUUUUCCAUUAUACUAAGUCUUCACUCCAGUGAAUCUAUAAAUGUACACCUUAAAAUAUUUCUUCUUCGUGACAAUGAAUUAAGUUCUAGGGAGAAAGAUGAUCUUGUAAGUUGUUACACUGAAAUAUUGUGCCAGCCUGUUUACCUUGUUAUAAUUAUGCAGAUUUUCACUUCUUAUAAUAAACAGAUUUUGUAUCAAUAAAAUAUGCAAUGUGAA